AUGGGCGCCAAUGGUUCAAAACCAGUCGAUCGUAGCCGGAGAGUCAAGGUCAUUGGCGCCGGUUAUCCUCGAACGGGCACAACCACACUCGUCCUUGCUUGUGAGAAGCUGCUCAACGGCCAGGGCCUCCAUGGAGGGUCCCAUGGGCUAGCUCGUGAAGACGAGUAUAACAGGAAAUGUUACGAGCUCUACAAGUAUCGACACGACAAGCCCCGCGUGCUACAACUGUUGAAAGAGCUUACAGAGGGGUUUGUUGUUACAAGCGACAUUCCCUUUUUCAGUUUCGUGCCUGAACUGUGCGAGUUGUAUCCCGAUGCGCAGGUGGUUUAUGUAAAGAGAGAUCCAAAAACCUGGUGGAGGAGUAUGGGGGCUGUCGCGAGUAAUGCACAGACCAAAUUUUUAUCUAUGCUAUUCUGGCCAGUUCCUGGUUGGAGAUGGAGCAUAGGCACUGCAACAUUAGCUUUCUUUCGAACACAAAGAGUUUAUACUGACAACGACUUAGAAUCAAUGGAACGCCAUAUGCAAUCAGUAAUUGACAGUGUCCCCAAGGAUCGACUUCAUAUUGUACGACUGGAGGACGGAUGGGCGCCAUUAUGCAAGAUUCUCGACUGCCCUAUCCCAAACGAGCCGUUCCCUAAAGCUAAUGAUGCCGAAAACGCUGAACAAAUAUUUCUGAACAUGGUAAAACGCUCCCUCACCAUCUGGCUGUACUACGUCUUGGCAGGGACUUGUUUGGCAGGCAGCGGUUGGUGGCUUUGGAAGAAUUUUGGUCACCGAGUAUGA
Messenger RNA from Trichoderma virens Gv29-8, 783 nucleotides. RefSeq lists its product as uncharacterized. The transcript has 2 exons. The record is from RefSeq and is a predicted model, not a curated record. Bases 1 to 783 code for a protein of 260 amino acids. NCBI's taxonomy places the organism in Eukaryota, Fungi, Ascomycota, Sordariomycetes, Hypocreales, Hypocreaceae.